GAAAAAUCUAAACUUAAGCUGAGAGUUACAAAGAGCAAGAAAAGUGUUUCAUGAGACAUACGUAAAAAUGGGUGUGAUGAAGUGGCUCGUGAUUUUCUUCUUACUGGACAUAGGUUCACAGACAGCAGACGCAUCAGGUAUCCCAGUGAGUGUGUUCUCUGCAACGUCCAAGACUAUCAUUGUGAGAUGGCAAAGAGUCACCGGAGCCAGUUCAUACAAGGUCACCAUCGCCCUCCAAAGCUCACCAAGCACCGCUGUUUCUUUUGCCACCUUUGGUGAGAACACAGUGAUGGGCUCUCUCAACGGUCUCUCCCCAAACAACAUCUAUGUCUACACAGUUGAAGCGCUGGACGGUAGCAUGACAGUGGUGGACAGUGGAACCGGACAACAUACAACAGCCCCUGAGGUGAUGGACCCCAUUGAGAAUGUGAAGCCAAAGGACAGCACAACCAUGAUUGUGGAGUUCACCCCAAGCACCGGAGCAUCUGAAUACAUUGUGCGAGUCCAGAACAAUGACGGCUUCUUCAGGGAAGACACAGUGCUCAUGAGCCCUGCUGAGAUCGAGAACCUGACUCCAUUCACCAGCUACAGUUUCAGCAUCAUGGCCGUGAACAGCGGUGGUCGCAGCCAGCCUUCACUUUCUGUUACAGGAAAGACAGUGUUGCCUCCUCCUGUGCUCGAAACCUCCUCUCCCAGUAAUAGCAGCAUCAUUGUUUCCUGGGACCCAAUUCCCCAUGCUGUCCAGUACAGUGUGUACUUACACCUGUUGGGCUCAGACGAGAUCAUCAAACGCAACACUUCAAACACCAACCUGACUGUCUACGACCUGGAGCCUGGUUCACUCUAUAUGAUAAAAGGUUGUGCCUGGGACCCUGAGGACAGAAAGGGAGAGCCCAGUUCAUACGUCAACCAGACAACACGACCUCCAACACCGGUCGAUGUCACCGUAUCUGUCACACACAACCAGGGUCAGGCUGGACUCUUGGUGUCCUGGAGUCUUGAUCGGGAGGUUUAUGGAGUCAUCGACUACCAUGUGAUGAGUGACCACAACCUAAUGUGUAACUCCUCAUCUGACUCCUGCAUCCUGUCUCCAGUGGGCUGUGGAGAGGUUCACAGCAUUCAGGUCACUGCCUCAAAUGAUGCUGGGCCCAGCUACCCAUCCAGCCCAACUGUGUUUAUCACCUUCCCUUGUCCACCAGAGUCUCUGGCCAUACAGGAGACUGCACCAGAAAACUGCACUCUGUCAUGGGACUCAGUGGAAUAUGCUGACAGCUACAGGGCCUACUUCAAAAAUGGUGCUGGAGAGGAGGAGAUAUGCAACACCACCGGCAACAACUGUACCUUCCACUGUGAAUGUGGCUACCAAUACCUGAUGAUGGUCACAGCAAUCAACCAGGCUGGAGAAAGUCCCAAAGGAAUGACCCUCAACUACACCACCGUACCCUGUUGUCCAGAGGAUGUCAGUGUCUCCCUGGUGAGCACCGACACUUUGGAGAUCAUGUGGGAGGCCUCACGUGGGGCUGACCUCUAUGAGACUCGGGCUGCAGAUAAUUUAGAGGACAUCCGGUGUAACGACACAGCACCUGUCUGCGCUCUCUCUGACCUCACCUGUGACAGGUCAUACAGCGUGGUGGUGAUACCCUGCAAUGACGUCAGCGGCUGCAACCAUAAUUGUGGAGCUCACACCAAAGACACAGCGCCCUGUACACCAGAAGAUGUGACAGUGAAUCAACAAAGCGAUUCCUCACUCACUGUCAGCUGGACAGGGACCAACCGUGCAGCUACUUACACAGUGAGUGCAGUUGGAGAUGGUGAUGUUUACACCUGCAGUGACCCUGGAAGCAGCUGUGACAUCACUGGCCUUCCCUGCGGAUGCACCUUCGAGGUCAGCGUCAAGGCAAACAGCACAGCAGGACAAAGCUUACCCAGCUUCUCUCAUUCAGUGGAAACAGAACCCUGCUGUCCAGACAGUCUCAGUGUGGACCAGGUAACUCAGGCCAUGACCAACGUGUCCUGGUCUCACGCCAAAGGGGCUUAUUCAUUCAUCACAUCGCUCACAUCGUCGCGUGGCCACGCCCGCUGCCACACAGAGGACUCCCACUGCCUCAUGGGAUGCAUCACAUGUGGCACCAAUUAUACUGUCACCAUGAAGGCGUACAGCCAGAGUGGGCGCAUGUCCAACUGCACCUACCAGGGCUUUUCAUCCAGUAUCUGCUGUCCAUCAGGUGUGAGGCUCUACAAAUUGUCCAAUAACUCUCUGCGGGUUUUCUGGCGCUCUUCCGGCAGCAUGCAUAACUACAAUGUCGAGUUGAUGGGCGCCAACCGCAACUACACCUGCCAAGCAAAUGCAGGACACAGCAGCUGUGACAUCGACAUCGUCCAGUGUGGGGACGUUUAUCGUGUAGUUGUGGCUCCGGUCACACCAGAGGGCACCGUAGUCCCAUUCUGUGCUCAGAGAAUGUAUUCAGUCACUUGUUUAGAUAGCGUUGUUGGUUCAGUGAUUUACAGAGGAAAGAGAAGUGUGGAGUAGCAUCUGCGUCCUCUUCACAGAUGCACCAGAAAGAUUCUUCAUCAACGUCUUCCUCUUCUACUUUCAUCACCUCUGCUCUACCGGAAUGAAACUUCAUAAUCUUUAAUAAAUACAAGAACAUCACGUAACCAAAAUGCCUUCCAGUUGGAAAUAAAUUGUUAACUUAUGUCUAACAUUCUUGCGAGAUGAUCACAGUAUGAAAAAUGUGUGACAAAAGAGAAAAAUAAUGUAUAAGAAAUUGUGUUAAACCUGGUUUAACUCGUGCUUGUGUAACACGGCUGCACAAAGCCAUCUACGAGCUGUGAUUAAGCACAUUAACAACACGAGUAUUUUCAGUGUUCACUCCUCUCAAACAAAAAAUAAACUCUAUAGAUUUGAGAGGCCUCAUAUGAUAAAAUAUAUGAUUCACAAAAAGACUAAAAACAUAAAUAAAUUGUUGUGGCUGUCUAAUUACAGAAUUAGCUGCCUGAGUUAUUGGACAAAUUAAACCUGAUUGGCAACUAAUUCAAUAACAGUAACUUUAAAUUCAUUGUGAAACAUUUUGCCCCUUUACUUGAAAUAUUAAAUUGACAAGUGCUAAAGUAAAAUGACUUAUGUAGCUCUUCCCCAAGUUAGAAACCUCCUGAAAAUAAAUGGCAGUCAUACAGUUUCCUGUUGCUGUAAUUUCAGGAUGAUGUUAAAUAUGAUUGGAAUAUAUGUCACUGUGGUUGUGUAAACCUCACACAUAUUUCUCUAUUAAAGACUUCCCAGCAUCA
Messenger RNA from Sphaeramia orbicularis (orbiculate cardinalfish), 3285 nucleotides. Its product is annotated as fibronectin type III domain-containing protein 7-like. The transcript is spliced from 14 exons. Lineage: Eukaryota; Metazoa; Chordata; Actinopteri; Kurtiformes; Apogonidae. Bases 68 to 2530 code for a protein of 820 amino acids. Gene Ontology annotation, molecular function: protein binding. The record is from RefSeq and is a predicted model, not a curated record.